Molecule: messenger RNA, 5471 nt
Organism: Misgurnus anguillicaudatus (oriental weatherfish)
Lineage: Eukaryota; Metazoa; Chordata; Actinopteri; Cypriniformes; Cobitidae
Source: RefSeq, a predicted model, not a curated record
UGCCUUGUAUUUUUGUAAUGCAAGUGGAAUUAAGGUUUAAUUUCUCCAUCGGUAGAUGAGGUCAUUAUAGAUGUAGGACCCCUCAAUGGCGGCGUCCUGUAAAACCGGGGUAAAUCAGCGGCUCACGGUCUGAUCAGUGUCUGAUCAUGAGGGUGGUCUUUGUUAUGCUGGUCUUGCUGCUGAGGGUCCAGCAUGCACACUCAGCAUCUAAAGGAGUAAUCGCCAGUCUUCAGGCCAAAUGGGCUAUGACCCCUCUGCUGCUAGAAACAAGUGAGUUCAUCAGAGAGGACAAUGAUGAGAAGUUCUGGCAGUUUGUCGAUACUGUGAAGGAGUUAACUGUUUACAAAAGUGGAGAGUCUGUCCGGUCAUAUUAUAACCUGAUCAUCAAGAAGGCUGGACAGUUUUUGACAGACCUCCAGGUCAACCUCUUGAAGCUCUCUCUAUCUCUCAGGGCUUAUUCACCAGCUGUACAUGCUUUCCAACAGAUAGCAAGUGAUGAACCUCCUCCAGAUGGGUGUGCUACUUUUGUGGCUGUCCAUGGUCAACAUGCCUGCAACACCAAGGACAUGAAGAAGCUCCUGAAGACAGCUGCUGGCAGGCCAAGACCUUAUCUAUACAAGUCUGAUCACCGGUACCCAGGAGUCAAUGGGACUGACCUGCCUGUAGUUGUUCUUUAUGCUGAAAUUGGCACUAAAGAAUUCAGCACAUUUCAUAAGGUGCUGUCAGAGCGGGCACAGGAAGGCAAACUUAUUUACAUGCUGCGACAUUUUGUGGCUGAGCCGAAAAAGCAAAGAAUGCUGUUGUCUGGAUAUGGUGUUGAAUUGGCUAUAAAAAACACGGAGUACAAAGCCAUCGAUGAUACACAGGUUAAAGAUUCCAAAUCAGCCACCACAGAUGAAGAGGAUGAAAAUGAAGUCCAAGGUUUUCUGUUUGGUAAAUUAAAAAAGUCUCACCCGGAACUUAAAGAAGAACUUGGUGAGCUGAGGAAGCAUCUUUUGGAAAGCACCAAUGAUAUGACUCCUCUUAAAGUGUGGGAGCUUCAAGAUCUCAGUUUCCAGGCAGCAUCUCGGAUCAUAAGUGCACCAAAGUUUGAUUCCCUCAAACUGAUGCAAGACCUCAGCCAAAAUUUCCCCAGCAGAGCUAGAUCAUUGACGAAGGUGGCCGUAAACCAAGAGAUGAAGAAGGAAAUAGAAGAGAACCAAAAAAGGCUGAGUGACUCAAUGGGAGUCCAUCCUGGAGAUGCCAGUCUUUUUAUUAAUGGAAUACACAUUGACCUGGACCUUCAUAACCCUUUCAGCAUCCUGGAUAUUCUCAGAGGAGAGGCUAAGAUGCUUGAAGGUCUUCAUAACCUUGGCAUCAGAGGAAGCAGCGUCAGUAAGUUCCUGUAUUUACCAACGACUACCACUGUGGAUGACAGCUACGCUCUAGACAUUCGUCACUCAGCCAUAAUGUGGGUUAAUGAUAUUGAGAAGGACUCCACUUAUCGCCACUGGCCCUCAGGUCUCCAGGAGCUCCUCAGAGCAACAUUUCCUGGUGUUAUCAGACAAAUACGCCGUAACUUCUUUAACUUGGUUUUGUUUCUCGACCCGACACAGGAAGAGAGCAUCGAGUUGGUGAAAUUAGCAGAAGUCUUUUACAAACAUAAUAUUCCACUGAGGAUUGGAUUUGUGCUGGUUGUCAGUACAGAUGAUAAAGUAGAUGGAUAUUUGGAUGCAGGUGUUGCUCUCUUUAGACUAUUAAACUACAUUUCAGAGGAGUAUGAUGAAACGCAAGCAUUUACAGCAAUGGUGUCAAUAUAUAACAGGGUGGAAGUGGGUGAGACACUGUCAGUGGAUACAAUCACUGCAUAUCUAAAAAAGAAAUUUCCCAAAGCAAAUGCUGCCAGAAUUCUUGGAGAGGACUCAAGCUAUGAUGACAACAGAAAGGCUGGAGGAUUGUUUUACAGGAAGAGUGGUUUAGGUGCCCUACCGGUGGGUCUGUUUAAUGGUGUCCCACUCAGUAGUGAGGAGAUGGACCCUGAAGAGCUGGAGACAGUUCUGCUGCAGCGCAUCAUGGAAACUACCAACUUCUUCCAGAGAGCUGUCUUCAUGAGUCAGAUCACUGAGGGUGUUGAUGUUGUGGACUUCCUAAUGGAGCAAGCAAAUGUGGUUCCCCGCAUCAACCCUCUAAUUCUGAGCUCUGAGAGGAGAUAUCUGGAUUUUACUGCCUCACCAGUUGCUGAUGACUGGGAUGACCCCACUAUGUUCUCCUACAUGGACUCCAGGGACAAAACAGCAGUUACUUCAAAGCGACUGAAGUAUUUCAUCAGAGAUGAAGAGGAGGUGGUGUAUGGAGUGACUGUGUGGAUUAUUACGGAUAUUGAACAGGCCUCAGGGAGGCUGUUGCUGCGGAACGCCUUGAAACAUAUGAAAUCCAGCGGCUCCAACUGUCGAGUCGCUGUGAUCAAUAACCCUAGCCGAAGGCCCACAGAGGACAACAGCGGUCUGUAUCGAGCCGUCUGGGCAUCACUUCUCACCCAAAGCAGCAAGAACACACUCGACUUCACUUUAAAACUCCUCAAAGAGGAGAACGUUGAGCUGCUCAAUCAGGGCACCAAGAUUAAGCACUUGCUUAAACAGGGUAUGGACCAGGAUGCAUUUGAGAAGAAGUUCAACACAAUGGAAGUAGAUUUCCUGCACAGCCAGCAGCAGUUCUGCAAGGAUGUUCUGAAGCUGAAAGCAGGACAGAGAGCUGUCGUCAGCAACGGCCGGAUCCUGGGUCUAUCAGAGGAAGAAGAGUUAAGUGUGGAUGAUUUCCAGCUGCUUGAGAAGAUCACACUUCAGACUUCAGCAGAGAAGAUUAAAGCCAAGAUCAAGCAGAUGCACUUAGACGCCCAAAAGGCCAGUGAUUUUGUCAUGAAAGUGGACGCCCUCCUGACUGCGGCACCUAAAGGAGAGGCCAGAAAAGAUGUCAAAUUUCUGAAGGACAAACACAGCGUUCUUCAUCUAGCACAGCGGGAUGAUGAGGUCUUCUUUGACGUGGUUGCUAUCGUGGAUCCUCUCACCAGAGAUGCACAGAAGUUGGCUCCUCUAUUGAUUGUGCUUGGUCAAGUGGUCAAUAUGAAAGUGCAGGUGUUCAUGAACUGUCGAGCCAAGCUGUCUGAGAUGCCCCUGAAGAGCUUUUAUCGAUAUGUUUUGGAGUCGGAUGUUUCCUUCUUCGGCAAUAACUCCCUAUCGCCUGGCCCCAUGGCCCGCUUUACCGAAAUCCCAGAAUCCCCUCUGCUCACUCUCAAUAUGAUAACCCCUGAGAGCUGGAUGGUCGAGGCGGUCAGGAGCCCGUAUGAUUUAGACAACAUCCACCUACAGGAGGUCAGUGGUGUAGUAAACGCCGAGUACGAACUGGAGUAUCUGCUCUUGGAGGGCCAUUGUUUUGACCUGUCCUCAGGUCAGCCUCCCAGAGGACUUCAGUUUACACUGGGCAUGAGACGCGAACCUCUCAUGCACGACACCAUUGUCAUGGCAAACCUGGGCUAUUUCCAGUUAAAGGCCAACCCAGGAGCCUGGAUCCUGAGGUUACGUGAGGGCCGCUCUGAGGACAUAUAUCAAAUACAGGCGCAUGAUGGUACGGACUCUCCUGCUGAUGCUGGUGAUGUCACCGUAGUGCUUAACAGCUUCCACAGCAAGAUCAUCAAAGUGAGAGUUCAGAAAAAGGCAGACAAACUCAACGAGGAUCUACUAAGUGAAGAAGCAGAAUCCAAAGGACUGUGGGACUCUAUAACAAGUGUUUGGAGUUCUUUGGAGAAAAGCUUUGCAGGUGGCCCAAGUGUAAAAGAUGGUGACCAGAAGAAGAAAGACGUUCUCAACAUCUUCUCAGUGGCCUCUGGACAUUUGUACGAGCGCUUUCUGAGAAUAAUGAUGCUCUCUGUCCUUCGACACACCACAACUCCUGUCAAGUUCUGGUUUCUCAAAAACUACCUUUCUCCCUCGUUCAAGGACACUAUUCCUCACAUGGCGAAGGCAUAUGGUUUCCAGUAUGAACUGGUCCAGUAUAAGUGGCCUCGCUGGCUUCACCAGCAAACAGAAAAGCAGCGCAUCAUCUGGGGUUAUAAGAUCCUUUUCCUAGAUGUGCUUUUUCCUCUGGCUGUGGACAAGAUCAUCUUUGUUGAUGCUGAUCAGAUUGUCAGGGCAGAUUUGAAGGAUCUGAGAGAAUUGGAUCUAGAAGGAGCUCCCUAUGGAUAUACUCCAUUCUGCGAUAGCCGAAGAGAGAUGGAAGGCUACCGGUUUUGGAAAACGGGCUACUGGGCUUCCCAUCUUGGACACAGAAAAUACCACAUCAGUGCCCUGUAUGUGGUGGACCUAAAGAAAUUCAGAAAGAUAGCAGCUGGAGACCGGCUUAGAGGACAGUACCAAGCAUUAAGCCAAGAUCCCAACAGUCUGUCCAACCUGGACCAGGAUCUUCCCAACAAUAUGAUUCAUCAAGUAGCCAUCAAGUCUCUUCCUCAAGAGUGGCUAUGGUGCGAGACAUGGUGUGACAACAAUUCCAAGGCAACUGCCAAGACUAUAGAUCUGUGCAAUAACCCAAAGACCAAAGAGCCAAAGCUGAGUGCAGCGGUAAGGAUUGUUCCAGAAUGGUCCGACUAUGACAAUGAGAUAAAGCAAUUUCUGAGAGAGGUGAAAGAGCAGAGAGAGACGGCGACCCGACAGGGAAGCUCAUCCUCAUCAUCACAGCACACGGGAACCCAACGGGAUGAGCUUUAGCGCCGAGUGCUCACAGCGGCAUAGAGGAGAGUGAUGAUUGCACCUGAUCUUCCUGCGAUGCUUGAAGUCGACACUCAUAUAGAGAUGUUUUCUCCAACAUACACCAGGAAAUACCGUUACACUGCAGCAUGGUGAAUACUGAGGAAAUGCACGCUAAAAUAAAUGGUUUUAAAGAACUUCAUGCCAUUUUUGUAAUGUAUAUAUGAUUUUGAAUGAAGGUUCAAUCUUUCUGACUUUUAGAUGUAAACUCUGCUGAACACAUUAAACUGAUUUUGUAAUAUUGUUAAAAGGAAGGAUUAAAGAUAUGUGUGUUGUGAUGUUUUUGGGCAUUGGCACUGGUUUACAUAUAGUGUAUUUAUAAAGGAAAUAAUGUCAAUACUGUGUACAUUCCUCCAUUGAAAACUAUAAAUGUACUGUUUUGCAUUUCAUGUAAUCGUUUCAAUGAAUUCCGUCACCAUUUUUUUCAUCUUUGUGUCAGCUCGUGUCUUUUUAAUUAUGUAUUGAAUUUGCUUUCUCAGUGCAGAAUACACUACAACAUUGAGCUCUCUGAGCUUCAAUCCCCAAAACUACUGUAAAGUAGGUACAGUGAAUACUAUCAUAUCGCAAAUACUAAAUAUCUAAUGAGGUGUUACUUAUAAGUUUCGUGUUUUUUAUGUUUUCAAACAAACAUUUUACUAUGCCUUGAAUGUACAAGGAUGUGGAUUAUCUCAGGAAUAAAGCGAUAUUUUAUUCUGA